Molecule: messenger RNA, 1061 nt
Organism: Sesamum indicum (sesame)
Lineage: Eukaryota; Viridiplantae; Streptophyta; Magnoliopsida; Lamiales; Pedaliaceae
Source: RefSeq, a predicted model, not a curated record
UGCAUGAUCAUUAAAGGUGUUAGCUAAGCGGCAGAGAACAGCCUUCCCUCCAAAUUUUGUGCACUCUCUUGAUGGUUCGCAUAUGAUGAUGACUGCCAUUGCCUGCUCGGAGGCAGGCUUAAGUUUUGCAGGUGUGCAUGAUUCAUAUUGGACUCAUGCAUGUGAUGUGGACAAAAUGAACAUGAUUCUCAGAGAAAAGUUUGUUGAACUCUACGAGGCACCAAUUUUGGAGAAUUUGUUGGAGGGUUUCCAAAAGUCCUUCCCCAACCUAAACUUCCCUCCAUUGCCAGAACGAGGAGAUUUUGACCUGAGGGAAGUUCUGGAGUCGACCUAUUUUUUCAACUAGUUGAAGAGAUGUUACAUCAUUCUUUCUGGAUUUCUGAUUAUUAACCUUGUCGUGGCGACUCAAGAUUCUUAAAUUCUUGCUGCUCCUACCAAUCAUUGCGUAAAAGAGCAACAGGAGAACGCCAUCUUGGAGACUGAGCUGCCCAUCCUGGGGUCCGUUUUCUAUACAUUCACACAGUAGCUUUAACCAUAAGAUGCUGAAGAUUUGAGUAAUGUUCUUCAAUGACACAACAAUUAUAGCCAACACCAUGGUCCAAAAAUUUAUGCUAACUGAGCAUAAAUUAGUAGUAUCCCAUGCAGCAGUAUUCUCAGUGAUUUGAAGUGGGUAUAGCAGGGAGGAAUCCAAGCUUGCUUUGUACAUGUGGAUUGUUCGAGUCGGGUUCAGCAAAAUAAUAUGUAGAUAUGUAUCAGAUUUGUCCGAGGCACAAUAGAAUCAUAGAUGCCAAGAAUGAGAUUAUAACAGCUGUAGAUCACACUUGGAAGAUAAAGCCAAGCCCACAUAUCCUUACUGUAUCAGUUAUAUAGAUUAACCUUUAGAUGUUCUCAAGGAAACAUUCCAGGCAAUUGUUCUCAUCAGAGUCUGUACGAAUAAAGAAAGAGGUUACUGCUGGUCACUUCAGUAGGCAACCGUAUUUUGUUUACAUGGAAAGUUGUAGUUGGAACAUACUAUGAAUCCAUGAAUUAGAGCUUUCAUUGAAUUACCUUUAUUGCUGUAA